Molecule: messenger RNA, 942 nt
Organism: Blepharisma stoltei
Lineage: Eukaryota; Ciliophora; Heterotrichea; Heterotrichida; Blepharismidae
Source: the annotation of a GenBank genome assembly
AUGCUAAAUAAAGCCCAAGUGUCUAUGGCAAAGCUUAAAGCGUCCUCAAUAGAUAGAUUAAUGGUGGUACAUGGGAUUGAUUAUAAUUCUGAGACCACAAGUGCAGAAUACAUGAAAAUCAGCAGCCAUAUACGAAGCAUAAAGUCUCAUUUAUAUCUAAAAUUUAUGUGAAAGAUUCUUAUAUUUUUUACAAUUGCAGCCUCUUAUUAUUUUUUAAUAUAUUUUUAUAUGUACCCACGCUGCGAAAAUAUGAUGAUAAAACGACCUAAACUUUUGAACAACUAUAACUCUAAAAGAGUGCUGAUAUCAAGGCUAAAUAUUUUUGGAAGGGAAUGUAUGAGUCCUUAUAUGGGCUAUAACUUUAAAGAUUCCUAUGAUUUUCCGAAUGCUAAAACUAUGGUAGAUAAAACAUAUGAAUAUUUGGUACAAAAUAUCAAGGAAUUAAAAGAAGAUAAUUUUUCUAUUUUAAUGUCUCAAAAGCUGAAAGACCGUAUUUAUGCUAUAAUAUAUAACUUUAUUAAUUACAAUUAUCAAAAAUAUAAAAAAGGAAUUUAAUAAGGGUAGCUUAUAGUAGUAUAUAAAAGUACGAAUUCAUCUUUUGCGAUGCUGGAUUAUGGAAGUGAUGCUUCUGUUAUUAAUAUUAUUGAAGAAAUACAUGUGAUUUGCUUCAAAACCCCAAUGACUGGAACUGAGUAUUAUCCGUACAUAGCGAGGGUUAAUGCAGUUCAAGAUGAAAUUUUAGCUGAAUUUAAACUCGCUGAUCACGAUUCAAAAAAUAUUAUAAAUGAUCAAUUAACUCAGAUAAUGAAUACUACUAUAGUAUACUCAGUAGCUGUGCUUGUAUUAUUUUUCUUUUACUAUUGACCGUAUUUUAACAAUCAAAGGAAGCAAUUUGAUAGGUUUUCAGUGCUUCCAACGAUAUUAAUGAUGGAUCUUGAAUAG